AGAAAAACCCAUCUCCUACUCCUGGCUCAAAGCUUUGCUUUCUUAUCUCCAGCUCACACCUUUAAGUCUUUUGUAAUUAACGGACAUUUAUCCAGGCGAGGAUUUUUCCACCUCCUUGGAGAACACGCCCUGCAGUGUCUCCUGCAGCCUGGAGCCUGUGACAUUCUGGAAGCAUGGAAGGCGUGGACUUGCUAGGGUUCCUCAUCAUCACACUAAAUUGCAACGUGACCAUGGUGGGAAAGCUCUGGUUCGUCCUCACGAUGCUGCUACGGAUGCUGGUGAUCGUCUUGGCGGGGCGCCCCGUCUACCAGGACGAGCAGGAGAGAUUUGUCUGCAACACGCUGCAGCCGGGAUGCGCCAACGUUUGCUAUGACGUCUUCUCCCCCGUGUCUCACCUGCGGUUCUGGCUGAUCCAGGGCGUGUGCGUCCUCCUCCCCUCCGCUGUCUUCAGCGUCUAUGUCCUACACCGAGGAGCCACGCUAGCCGCGCUAGGCCCCCGCCGCUGCCCCGAACCCCGGGACACGGCCUCCGGGCAGAGACGCUGCCCGGGGUCCUGCAGGGAGCGCGGCGGCCUCGAGGUGCCCGACUUCUCGGCCGGCUACAUCAUCCACCUCCUCCUCCGGACCCUGCUGGAGGCAGCCUUCGGGGCCUUGAACUACCUUCUCUUUGGGUUCCUGGCCCCAAAUAAGUUCCCUUGCACGCGUCCUCCGUGCACGGGCGUGGUGGACUGCUACGUGUCGCGGCCCACGGAGAAGUCCCUGCUGAUGCUGUUCCUCUGGGCGGUCAGCGCACUGUCUUUCCUGCUGGGCCUCGCGGACCUGGUCUGCAGCCUGCGGCGGCGGAUGCGCAGGAGGCCCGGACCCCCGACGAGCCCCUCCAUCCGGAAGCAGAGCGGAGCCCCUGGCCACCCCGAGGGACGCCCGACGGACAAGGAGGGUGGGCGGGAGCAAGAGGGGGCUCCUGAGCCCCCGGUUGCACGCGCCGGCGGGGAGGGGGCCGGCAGCCCCAGGGUUACAUCCAGGGUGUCAGGGCACACGAAGAUUCCAGAUGAGGAUGAGAGUGAGGUGACAUCCUCCGCCAGCGAAAAGUUGGGCAGGCAGCCCCGGGGCAGGCCCUACCGAGAGGCCGCCCAGGACCCGAGGGGCUCAGGAUCCGAGGAGCAGCCCUCAGCAGCCCCCAGCCACCUAGCGGCGCACCCUUCCUGCAGCCGCCUGCAGCCCCCUGACCCGCCUGCCAGCUCCGUCGGUGCUCCCCACCUGAGAGCCAGGAAGUCUGAGUGGGUGUGAAAAAAACAGCACCUGGCCAUGCCCCGGGGCUCACGCCUGUAAUCCCGACACUUUGGGAGGCCCAAGCAGGAGGAUCGCUUGAGAAUGUAUCUCCUUGCCCAGGAGUUGCCAGCCUGGGCAACAUAGUGAGACCCUCGUCUCUACAAAAUAUCUAAAAAUUAGCUGGGCACAGUGGCUCCCGCCUGUAGUCCCAGCUACUUGGAGGGCUGAGGUGGGAGGACCAUUUGAGCCUGGGAGAUUGAGGCUGCAGUGAGCCAAGAUCAUGGCAUGGCACUGCAGCCUGGGGAGCAGAGUGAUACCCU
Mandrillus leucophaeus (drill) is the source of this 1588-nucleotide messenger RNA. It is a transcript of the gene GJD4, whose product is annotated as gap junction protein, delta 4, 40.1kDa. NCBI's taxonomy places the organism in Eukaryota, Metazoa, Chordata, Mammalia, Primates, Cercopithecidae. The transcript is spliced from 2 exons. Gene Ontology annotation, biological process: cell communication. The record is from RefSeq and is a predicted model, not a curated record. Gene Ontology annotation, cellular component: connexin complex. Bases 174 to 1286 code for a protein of 370 amino acids.